Molecule: messenger RNA, 1989 nt
Organism: Aureococcus anophagefferens
Lineage: Eukaryota; Pelagophyceae; Pelagomonadales; Pelagomonadaceae
Exons: 1
Coding region: 1-1989 (662 amino acids)
Molecular function (GO): glycosyltransferase activity
Source: RefSeq, a predicted model, not a curated record
AUGGCGCUCCUUCUCAUCGUCGGCGCCGCGCGCGCGCUCGCGGACGCCCCCCCCCUUGCCAACUGCACCCCGGCGCCGGCUGAGGCCCCGGUGUGCGUCGCGUCGCGCUGGGCGGAGGCGGCGCUGACGCCAGACUUGCUCGCCGCGCUGCGCGACCGCAAGGAGAACCACAAGUGGGACCACGCGCUCGCGCACGACUGCCGGGAGCCCCGGCCGCCCGAGGCGGUCGUCGUCGACGGCGUCGUCGACGGCGCCGCGGCCUGGAGCCGGGAACGCGGAACGUGCGUGGCGCACUGGCGCGGCUGCCGGCCCAAGGAAGCCGCGGCCGCGCCAACCUGCGGCUGCCGGCGGGUCGCGGCGCCCGUGGUGAGCGUGGCGACGCACUGGGGCGGCGAGAUCUGGCACCUCGUGAUGGAGAGCCUCGCGGGCCUCGCGUCCGUCCGGGGCGCCGGCCUCGGCGCGAACGGCACGGCGCUCCUCCACGUGACCCAGACGUCGCCGCGCGUCGGCGGCGCGCCGCUCCUCGGGAGCCUGCUACGGCGCCUCGGCUACGGCCACCUCGCCGCCCAGCGCCGCGUCGUCGACGGCUGCGUCGCCUCGCCCCGCCUGACGCUCGCCCGCACCGGCCGCUGCGGGGCCCCCUCCGCGGCCCACCUCCGCUGGCUCGAGGCGCGCUUCCGCGCGGCCGCGCCCGCGCGGCCGACGCCGGGCGCCGCGCUCCUCGUCACGCGCGCGGGCGACGGCCCGCACCGGCGCGUGCGCAACUGGGGCGCGGUGCGCGCGGUGGUCGAGGCGCGCUUCGACACGGUGCUGCACCACGACGACGCCGGCGACAUCGGCUCCCUCGACGACCAGCUCGACCGCUUCGCGCGCGCGGAGGUCGUCGUCGCGCCGCACGGCGCCGCGCUCGUCGGGCUACCGGCCACGGCGCCGGGCGCGUGCGUCGUCGAGUACCUCCCGGAGAACUACCUGAACCUCUGCUUCGCCGGCGUCGCGCGGCGGCUCAACCGCACCUACCGCGCCGCGCGCGUCGACGCCCGGGGCGAGGCCGACGUCGCCGCGCUCCCGGCCAUGCUCGACGCCUGCGUCGCGGCCCGCGGCGCGCCCGCGCCCGCGCGCGUACCUGUGUCCACGCCCGGCGGCGCCGCGGUCCGCGCGGCCGUGGCCGCGGCGCUCCUCGACGCGCCGCCACCCCAACUCCCGCGGACCGCGCUCUGCGUCGUCGGCCAGGAGCGGACGUUUGCGCACCCGCUCGUCGCCGCCUCCAUCGGCCGCCUCGCGCGCCUCGAGGAGCCGAACGGCCGCCGGGCGGCGCCGGACUUCCGCGCCGACGUCUUCCUCGCGCUCGCCGCGGCCCCGUCGCCGGACGCCGCGGCGGCGCUCGCGGCCAUGGGCGGCGAGCUCGUCGCCGUCGGCGGGGAUACCGACGGCAGGUGGCCGAACUGCACGGGUCCCGGGGGCGCGGCCGGCUACUCGAUGCCGUGCAUGGGCCAGUGGGCCAAGUUCGCCGCGUGCGCUCGCGCAGUCGAGGCGCGCGAGGACGCUACCGCCCGGCGCUACGACGUCGUCGUCAAGCUCCGCACGGACGCCGCGGUGCCGUUUCAGUCCGGCCGCCUGGCCGAGUUCCUCGCGGGGCCCGUGCUCGCCGCCGCCGCGGCGGGCGCGCGCGCCGCGUGGCUCCACCCGGCGCCCGGCAUGGAGGACACACUCGCGUUCCUCGCGCGGCCCGCGCUCGGCGCGCUGCGCGAGUUCUACGACUGGCGCGGCGCCCGGUGCCUGAACGACACGAUCGGCUGGUGCAACCCGUCGAUGGCCUACUACGCCGCGAAGGCGGCGAACGUCACGCUCCUCAAGUACGACACCCGCGUCGUGCACCCGGAGAUCCAGCGCACGUUCCCCGACGGCUCGGCGGCCCCGCACGAGCAUCACUUGAAGAUGUGUACGAGUUCCGGGUGCACAUGGACGGAUCGCCGACUCGAACGUCCAUGA